This is a messenger RNA of Opisthocomus hoazin, 3051 nucleotides long. The record is from RefSeq and is a predicted model, not a curated record. NCBI's taxonomy places the organism in Eukaryota, Metazoa, Chordata, Aves, Opisthocomiformes, Opisthocomidae.
AUGGGCUCAGCGAGCCGCGGUGCCUGGCACUGCUUGAAGCCGGAGGAGCGCAGGGCGUUCGGCAGCAUCAGCAGAGCCCCGCUGCUGCUGGAAAGGAGCGCUGCGGGGAGGCGAGACUUUGAUUCUCUCUCCAAGGAUGAUGUCUAUGAGAAUAACCGCUUGGCUUUUGAAUUGGCAGAGCGGGAGCUGGGCAUCCCAGCCCUGCUAGAUCCCAAUGACAUGGUCUCCAUGAAAGUCCCCGACUGCCUCAGCAUCAUGACUUACGUGUCUCAGUAUUACAACCAUUUCAACAGCCCCAGCCAAGCCAGAGUCCCUCCACCUAUGAAACGCCCAGCUGCUGCCUCCUCGCCUCCUCUGCUGUCCAGCAAGAAGCCCGUGGCUGCUGGGGAGCAGCUCGUGGCACCCAUCCUGAGCUCCCCAUGCGUUGUGUCUCAGGACGAUGCCCCCGCGGACCCAUCGGAGCGGUCCCAGCGCACCACGCUCAGCAGUACCUGCGCUGCCUGCCAGCAGCACGUCCAUCUGGUCCAGCGCUACCUGGCCGAGGGCAAGCUCUACCACCGCCAGUGCUUUAGGUGUAAGGAGUGCUCCAGCACGCUGCUCCCAGGGUCGUACAAGCCCGGGUCAGAGGCAGGGACUUUUGUCUGCACACAGCAUCGUGGUAAACUGGCCAUGAGUGGGAAGGCAGAGAGGAGGCCCAGCCCAGACCGACGGUCGCCGGAGCUGAGAACUGAAACUGGGGCUGGCAGCGUGGGUGAGGAUGCCCUCCCCGCAGGAGCAGAGGUGGGGAAGGGCGACGGCGACUCCAUGGAGAGCAUGGCAGAGACCCAGAUGCCCGCAGAGGGGCUAGCUGGCCCAGCGGAGAAGGACAGCACACCCGGCAGAGCAGAGGCAGCGAUGGCCCCUGCUCACGCAGGCAGCGGGGUGCCCGUCUCCCAAACUCCCCCCAGACCUCCCCUUCCCAGCAAGCCCACAGCGCUCACCCAGGAGAAAACCAGCUCGCUGGACGGACGGCUCAGAGACACACGGCCCACCCCUGCCCCGAGGAGGGCCACAGAUGCGUCGGCACUGUCCCCUCCGACCUCCCACCCCGUCCCCCGGCCAAGGUCCACUCUCCAGGGCGAGGGCAGCGAGUGUGGACCUGGCAUGGUGAACGGGUACCUGAACCCAGCCCCCCUGUCCCAAAACCCCGAGGGAGACCCUGCUCCUCUGAUCGGGUCUUUGUCUCUUAGGGUUUGUAAAGAAGGGUUGCACAAGCACCCCGCGUUCGAAACAGCCAAGGAGCCGGGUGCUGCUGGAGCUGCUGCAAGGGCCAAGGACCCGCCGUGGAUGGCCUUAGUGCAAGCAGAGACCAAGAAGAAGCCAGCUCCCCCUCCUCCCCCAGGCAGCAGCCAUGAGACUCCAAGUAGGACUUCAGAGGAGGAGGAUGGGGAGGAGGUGGGGAAAGCCAGGAGCGAGGAGAGCAGGUCUGAUGCCACAGAGCCCAAACCGUACAACCCCUUUGAGGAGGAGGACGAGGAAGAAGAGGAGAGUGCUGCUGCCCAAAAGAGCACGCCUGAGCAGGAGCAGAGUGAGACUGCUGCCAAGCCCCUCCACCCCUGGUACGGCAUCACUCCCACCAGCAGCCCAAAGGCGAAGAAGCGGCCAGCUCCGCGAGCCCCCAGUGCUUCCCCGCUAGCCCACCACCCCAUCUCCAGGCUGUCGCACUCCGAGCCGUCAUCCUCCACCCCGUCUCCAGCCCUCAGCCUGGAAAGCAUCAACUCUGAGAGUUCAGCCAAGGUGCUGGGUGACACCGACGAGACCUCAGUGCCCAAAAGCUCCUCCGAGCCCACUGUCCACACGCCGACAGCCACCAAGACCUCUAGCACUGACACGCCACUGGCCAGCGUCUCUUCUAGCGAAAGCCAUGCUGACCCAGCCAGCCUCUCCACCAACUCCUCCUUCUCCUCCUCCAGUGAGCUGGCCAGCUUCAGCGGCGAGGCGCAGCCCAGCACCCUGCACGCCAGCAGGAGAAAGCCUCCUGCUGGGGCCAGCCCUACACCCAUGCUCUUGGCUUCAGAUGGGGGAGCUGGGAGCCCUAAAACGCCCUCCUCACCCAAGCCACAGCUGAAGUCUUCCUGCAAAGAGAACCCCUUCAACCGGAAGCCGUCGCCUGCCGCCUCUCCCUCCGCCAAGAAACCUCCCAAGGGCUCCAAGCCAGUGCGUCCUCCCGCACCAGGUCAUGGCUUCCCACUGAUCAAACGCAAGGUGCAGACAGAUCAGUACAUCCCCGAGGAAGACAUCUAUGGGGAGAUGGAUGCCAUCGAGCACCAGCUGGACCAGCUGGAGCACCGUGGGGUGGCCUUGGAGGAGAAACUUCGCAGUGCUGAGAAUGACAGCCCUGAGGACAGCCUGCUGGUGGACUGGUUCAAACUCAUCCAUGAGAAGCACAUGCUGGUGCGCCACGAAUCGGAGCUCAUCUACAUCUUCAAGCAGCAGAACCUGGAGCAGCGGCAGUCGGAUGUGGAGUAUGAACUGCGUUGCCUCCUCAACAAGCCAGAGAAGGACUGGACCGAUGAGGACCGGCAGAGGGAGAAGGUGCUGAUGCAGGAGCUGGUGACCAUCAUUGAGCAGAGGAACGCCAUUGUGAACUGCCUGGAUGAGGACCGGCAGAGAGAAGAGGAGGAGGAUAAAAUGUUGGAAGCCAUGAUUAAAAGGAAAGAGUUUCACAAGGAGACGGAGACCGAGAGCAAGAAGAAAGGCAAAUUCAAGCCCAUGAAGGUGCUUAAGCUGCUGGGCAACAAGCAUGACUCCAAGAGCAAGUCGCCCAAGGAGAAAAGCUAGAGCAGGGGAACACCAGCAGUGGGAGGGAUGUGCUGCCCGACCGCCCUGGCCUCCCCACAGCUGGCUGGGAUCCCUGCCAGGAAGGGGGGCUCGUCUCCCUCCCCUCCCCUCGCCUCUCCCCAGACUCCCUCCCCAGGCACCGGAGCUGCUGCCCUAGGGAGACGCCAGCCCUCUGCCCGGAAUAGGGGUGUCCAGCCAAAAGCUCCCCUUCCCGAGGCUGCGGAGGAGCCU